Messenger RNA from Euleptes europaea (tarantolino), 1153 nucleotides. RefSeq names its product tribbles pseudokinase 2 (gene TRIB2). Gene Ontology annotation, cellular component: nucleus. NCBI's taxonomy places the organism in Eukaryota, Metazoa, Chordata, Lepidosauria, Squamata, Sphaerodactylidae. Gene Ontology annotation, biological process: protein phosphorylation; regulation of MAP kinase activity; positive regulation of proteasomal ubiquitin-dependent protein catabolic process. The record is from RefSeq and is a predicted model, not a curated record. The transcript has 3 exons. The coding region runs from base 5 to 1036 and encodes 343 amino acids. Gene Ontology annotation, molecular function: mitogen-activated protein kinase kinase binding; ATP binding; protein kinase activity.
CCCCAUGAACAUACACAGGUCCACCCCCAUCACCAUCGCACGCUAUGGCCGGCCGCGGAACAAAACCCAGGACUUCGAAGACCUCUCGUCGGUGAGGCCCGCCGAGCCCAGCCAGAGCUUCAGCCCCAACCUCGGCUCGCCCAGCCCGCCGGAGACCCCCAGCUUGUCGCAUUGCGUGUCGUGCAUCGGGAAGCACUUGCUGUUGGAGCCUUUGGAAGGGGACCGCAGCUUCCGAGCCCUGCAUCUGCACAGCGAGGAAGAACUGGUUUGCAAGGUGUUUGACGUUGGCUGCUACCAAGAGUUGCUUGCGCCAUGUUUUUGCCUGCCUCCCCACGAUAGCAUCAACCAAAUCACCGAAAUCAUUCUCGGGGAGACGAAAGCCUAUGUGUUCUUUGAAAGGAGCUAUGGGGACAUGCAUUCCUUCGUCCGCACCUGCAAGAAGCUGAAGGAGGAGGAGGCGGCCAAGCUCUUCUAUCAGAUUGCGUCUGCCGUGGCACACUGUCAUGACGGUGGGCUGGUACUGCGGGAUCUGAAGCUGCGGAAAUUCAUCUUCAAGGAUGAAGAGAGGACUAGAGUAAAACUGGAGAGCCUUGAAGACGCUUACAUUUUGCAAGGAAAUGACGAUUCUCUUUCUGAUAAGCAUGGAUGCCCAGCCUACGUGAGCCCAGAGAUCUUGAACACAAAUGGCAGCUACUCUGGCAAGGCAGCAGACGUGUGGAGUCUAGGAGUCAUGCUUUACACAAUGCUAGUUGGACGGUAUCCUUUCCAUGACAUUGAGCCUAGUUCUCUCUUCAGCAAGAUCCGCCGCGGGCAGUUCAGCAUUCCAGAGACUCUAUCUCCCAAGGCAAAAUGCCUUAUACGUAGCAUCCUGCGCCGGGAGCCCUCAGAAAGGCUGACGUCGCAGGAAAUUCUGGACCACCCUUGGUUUUCUACAGAUUUUAACGUGUCUAAUUCAGGAUAUGGUGCUAAGGAAGUAACAGAUCAGCUGGUGCCUGAUGUCAAUAUGGAGGAGGACUCGGACCCAUUCUUUAACUGAGCAUUAGGACCAGUGUUCGGAGGGUGUGUGGUCUGGGAAAGGACCAAUAUGAAGGGAGUCCUUUCUGACCAUGCAGAAUUAUAUCUGUGGCUCAGCCUGUCUUGAUAGCAAGGGAAA